UUUUGGACUAGGAAAUGAAAGAGGCGUUUGGAUUGCAAAGGAAAGAAAGAAAAUAAGAGAAAUGGAGUUAGAGAAAGUGAAGAGAUACCUGGAGAAAGGAGAUUAUGAUGAUCAGAACAAGAACAAGAACAAAUCCGCCAUUGAAGGAAUGCCUCUCAGGUUCUUCGAACGCUUUAUAAUGCAAGGCAUUCACGUUGACCUCGUUGAACGCGGCCGUCUUCUUUGCUCCAUGAAAGUCCCUCCUCGUCUUCUGAACUCUGGGAAUUUCUUGCACGGCGGAGCUACAGCUACGCUGGUGGACUUGGUGGGUUCAGCUGUCAUAUUCACAGUCGGAGCUCCUUUCACCGGAGUUUCUGUUGAGAUCAACGUUUCCUAUUUGGAUGCUGCUUAUCUUGACUGUUAUGUUUCAGGUGUAUAGUAUCAGAUGUAACGGACUUCUAUCCUUGUUCCAGAAGUCCGCGAAUACAGAAAGAAGGAAUAAAUCAGUAGUGCUGCAGUAGUCGAGUCCUAGAGUGUAAUUAUGUUUUGUCAAACGGUUUUAUAUAUGUUGUUUAUACUCUGACAUGUAUAAAGGUUUUAAACUGCGCUUUUAAA
Mercurialis annua (annual mercury) is the source of this 594-nucleotide messenger RNA. RefSeq lists its product as uncharacterized. Gene Ontology annotation, molecular function: fatty acyl-CoA hydrolase activity. NCBI's taxonomy places the organism in Eukaryota, Viridiplantae, Streptophyta, Magnoliopsida, Malpighiales, Euphorbiaceae. The transcript is spliced from 3 exons. The record is from RefSeq and is a predicted model, not a curated record. The coding region runs from base 62 to 418 and encodes 118 amino acids.